AAGAGGCCUCAGCAGUCCCGACCCGCGGCUGAGGGCUCCGGGGCGCGGUGCUAGCCCUGCCUGCCAGACAACCCAAGAGCCGAGGAUCCCCGACAGCAUCACACGGCGCUGGAGGGCGGGUCUUGAUUUGGAUGAGGCUGAGAAGGGAAUGCGGCCGGCAUGUUGAACCCACACGCCUUAGACUCCCCUGCUGUGAUUUUUGACAAUGGCUCGGGGCUCUGCAAAGCGGGCCUGUCCGGGGAGUUUGGACCCCGGCACGUCGUCAGCUCCAUGGUGGGGCACCCCAAAUUCCAGAUGCCCUCGGCAGGAGCCCACCGGAAGAAGUACUUUGUGGGGGAGGAGGCCCUGUACAAGCACGAGGUCCUGCAGCUGCACGCCCCCAUCGAGCGCGGCCUGAUCACGGGGUGGGACGACAUGGAGAGACUCUGGAAACAUCUCUUCGAGUGGGAGCUGGGCGUGAAGCCCAGUGACCAGCCCCUGCUCACCACGGAGCCCUCCCUGAACCCCAGGGAGAACCGCGAGAAGAUGGCAGAAGUCAUGUUUGAGAAGUUCAGCGUCCCUGCCUUCUACCUGUCGGACCAGGCAGUGCUGGCUCUCUACGCCUCGGCCUGUGUCACCGGCCUGGUGGUGGACAGCGGGGAUGGGGUCACCUGCACCGUCCCCAUCUUCGAGGGCUACUCCCUGCCCCACGCAGUCACCAAGCUCCACGUGGCCGGCAGGGACAUCACGGAACUCCUCACGCGGCUGCUCCUGGCCAGCGGCCACACCUUCCCCUGCGUGCUGGACAGGGGCCUUGUGGACGACAUCAAAAAGAAGCUGUGCUACCUGGCCUUGGAGCCCGAGAAGGAGCUUUCCCGGAGGCCAGAGGAGGGCCUGAGGGAGUACAAGCUGCCCGACGGGCACAUUGUCAGCCUCGGGGACCCGCUGUACCAGGCGCCCGAGGCCCUGUUUGCUCCGGAGCAGCUGGGCGGCCAGAGCCCCGGGCUCCCGAGGAUGGUGUCCUCCAGCAUCACCAAGUGUGAUGCCGACAUCCAGAAGAUCCUCUUUGGGGAGAUUGUGCUGUCGGGGGGCACCACCCUGCUCCACGGGCUGGACGACCGGCUUCUCAAGGAGCUGGAGCAGCUGGCCUCCAAGGGGACCCCCAUCAAGAUCACGGCUCCCCCUGACCGGUGGUUCUCCACCUGGAUUGGAGCCUCCAUCGUCACCUCUCUGAGCAGCUUCAAGCAGAUGUGGGUCACCGACGCAGAAUUCAAGGAGUUUGGGCCCUCUGUGGUGCAGAGAAGAUGCUUCUGAGGGGUGCUGCUCUCGGGCCCGGUGGGGAGAGAACCCGAGGCCCUGUUUUGGGAAACGUUCAAUAAACGGCAGAUGCCGG
Cebus imitator (Panamanian white-faced capuchin) is the source of this 1372-nucleotide messenger RNA. It is a transcript of the gene ACTRT2, whose product is annotated as actin related protein T2. The transcript has a single exon. NCBI's taxonomy places the organism in Eukaryota, Metazoa, Chordata, Mammalia, Primates, Cebidae. The record is from RefSeq and is a predicted model, not a curated record. The coding region runs from base 160 to 1293 and encodes 377 amino acids.